GUAUCCUCCGCGAAAGACGAGGCAGUUGCCCGCGAACGCGACGUGCGGUCACUGGGCGACGAGAAGGCGGCUGUGGCUGCAGAGGUAGCGGCCGCAGUGGCGCGCGACAAGCAGCAGGUGGAAGCACGGCUGGCGCAAGCGCAGCAGGAGAAUCAGGAGCUCCGAAACCGGCACGCAGCGGAGAUGGCGGCCGUGGAGGCGCGCGUCAGAGCUACCCUGGCGCGCAAGGAGGAGGUUAUCAGCGGUCUGCGGGAGCAGGCGGCAGCCAUGGCAGCAGAGCUGCGGGACACGCAAGAAGUGCUGCGGCAGCAGCAGGAAGAGUUUGGGAGCGACCUGGACGGCGGUGCAUCGGCUGCGGCGGCGAUAGUGCCAGUCGUGGCUGCCGGGCGUAGCAUGUACAGCGAGGCGAGUGCAGGCGCAGGCGCCCGGCGAGGGGGGCGGCACUGA
Molecule: messenger RNA, 447 nt
Organism: Volvox carteri f. nagariensis
Lineage: Eukaryota; Viridiplantae; Chlorophyta; Chlorophyceae; Chlamydomonadales; Volvocaceae
Exons: 2
Biological process (GO): intraciliary transport involved in cilium assembly
Source: RefSeq, a predicted model, not a curated record